Messenger RNA from Linum trigynum, 4030 nucleotides. The record is from the annotation of a GenBank genome assembly. Lineage: Eukaryota; Viridiplantae; Streptophyta; Magnoliopsida; Malpighiales; Linaceae.
GACUAUGAAAAAUCUAGUGAAAAAGGAACUAUACUGAAUCCACGAGAACACCCCGAUAAUAUCCAUAAAUGACUUGUUUUUGGUAAGAGGUGUACAUCACUCACACGAUCAAAAGAAAGCAGCUACGGGUUCAGUCGUUACAUAAGGUAUUGUUGAAGAUGUCAUUAGAAAUCAUAUAAAGACAAUUCCUAUUUAAUAUAGUUAUUUGUGCAAGUAUUUUACGAUUAAGGAGCAAUUGUCCCUUAUACAAAUUGUUUAUUAAUCUACUAUAACUGAACUCCUUUUAUUUGUAGGAGCACAUCUUGCAUUUGUCGAUUAUGUUAUGGCCGAAGUCCGCAAAUUCCAUUUGUGUAUGGACUACUGGGAAAGAUAGGGUACUCGAUUGGAUUUGGAGAUCUCGGAGGUUAGGAAUUUGCCAAUCGUAGCCCCGCCCUGCCCGAAGAGAGCGGACCUUUCAAACAAAGGAUUGAGAAAGCAUUCCCUAGCUAGCAAAGGAUGGCUCGUUAGCAGGAAGAAGAGAUUCGUUUAAGGCUUCCAAUCUGAAAAAAGAAUUGAUAGCUUGUACUUCGGUUGUAUCAAUUAUCAUUUUAACGAUCAACUUCUCCCAUAAUAAUAUCUAUGCAAAUCCAAAGUGCUAUCUCGAUACAGAGGCCACAAAGCACAUGACUUCCUUUGUUGGCUCCUACUCUACCAGACGUUGGCCGGCUUCGCGAGACCUUUUCGAUCUACACAUGGCUAAGCUCUAUUAGGUGCUGGCUUAUCGAAGCCAAUCCCGUACUUGAUAAGAUCAGCAAUAAACACCUGCCUUUCCAAAUUCGGGAGUCCAAGAGUUUUACCGGAUAAAGACCGGAUAAGAGAGCUCAACACCAAAAACUUAAGGGUAAUUUGCAUAAACGGUCACAAACCUUUGCACUUAGUACAAAACUUAACCAACUCCUCACCCUUUAAGGCCUUAGGCCACUCAAAUCCCACAAUCUCAAUGUAAAAUCAAGACCGAAUUGGGACCGGACCGGAUCAAAACCGGACCGGAUCAAGACCGGACUGUAUCCAAUCCAAUCUUCGGUUCUUAUAGCCAAUUUGGGCCUGGACUGGAUCAAUUUGGGCCAAUUUAACCGGACCGGAUUGUAUAGCCAACCCUAGAAAACCCUAUACCUUGAUCCAUUCUCAUUAAUCUCAUGCCUUUUAUAAGUUGGAUCAAGAUACAAUAAGACAAUCCAGCUUUACACAUUUUGUCCGUUAGCUUGGACUGGAAAAAAGCUCAAACCUCAAGCAAAAUAAGACUAAGGAAAGAUGAGAUAACGACAGCUUAGUGAGUAAGUGGAAAAUUCAAGAGAAAAGAUAUGGAAACGACGACACAAGGGAUCUCCUUCUUCCUUGAUAAAUAUGAAGCAGCUUGAGAAUUUUGGCUUGAAGCUUUUCACAGGUGAGAUGGCAAUCGAGUUCGAUGUGCUUUGUGUGCUCGUGGAGAGUCUGAUUCUCAACAAUGUAAAUAGCACUUUGAUUGUCACAUUAGAUAUUUGUCAGCUGAGGAUGAAGCACCUGAAAGUCGCACAACAUGUAGAGCAACCAUUGAACCUCACAAGCAGUAAAGGAAAUGGGUAUAUAUUCUGCCUCGCAAGAAGAUCUGGAGACUGACUGUUGCUUCUUAAUUUUCUAUAAAAUCAAGGAAUUACCAAGGUAAACACAAUACCCUGUAAUUGAGCGCCUUGUGUCAACACAUGAUGCCCAAUCCGAGUAUGAGAAAGCUCUCAGUUGAAUUGACCUUCAAGAAAAAAAUUCCUAUAGCAAGAGUUGAUUUCAAGUAUCUUAAGAUCCUGAGAAUGACCUUUUAGUGAAUGAUGCUAGGAUUGCCCAUUUAAUGACUUACUUAAUGUGUGGCAAAGCUAAUGUCGGCCUAGUUGUUGUUAGAUAAAUCAGCAUGCCAACAAGAUUUUUAUAAUGCUCUGGAUCUUCAUAGGGUGUGUCACAUUGAUUGUUGAGAUGUAUUUUUUAGUCCAUUGGUGUAGAUACAUGUCGAGAAUCCAAUAAAUCUUCCUCUUCUAUGAUCUCGAGUGCAUAUUUUCUCUGGGAUAAAUGAAUGCCCUGCUUGUUUUUUGCUACUUCCUUCCCUAAGAAGAAUCUCAAGGUAUCCAAAUCUCUGAUAUUGAACUCAAAGUGAAGAACUUCUUUCAAUUCUUAAAUGUCGGUAAGUCAUUGCCUCCAAUAACUAGAUCAUCAACAUAGAUUAAGAUGCAAGUAUUACUAGAAUAAGUUUCCUAGUAAAACAAAGAGUGAUAUGCCUUGCUUUGAAUGUAACCAACAUGUUGCAUCUUAUCAGUUAAUUUGGAAAACCAUUGUCUGGAAGCUUGUUUGAGGCCGUAUAAUGAUUUUCUAAGAUGAUAGACAGGAUUGUCAAAUCCUGGUGGGGGAUCAUAACCUUUGAGUAAGGUCAUAUAGACUUCCUCAUGGAGAUCACCAUGGAGGUAGGCAUUGUUAACAUCAAGUUGAUGAAUAUGCCAAUUUGUCAUAGUGACAAUGGCUAGCAAGGUUCUGACAGCAGUCAUUUUGAUGAAAUUUGAUACGAUAAACCCACUUAUUUCUUAUAACCUUUUUCCUGGAGGUAAGUUAACCACAUCCCAUGUCUGAUUUUGAAUCCGUGCUUUGAUAUCAUGUUUUCUGGCUUUGUUCCAUUCAUCUAAUUGUGAGGCUUCCUUGUAUGUGUUGGUUCAUGAUAGGAUGAAAUACUGAUAACAAACUUUCUGGGAAAUGGGGUAUGUUUAUCAUAAGAAAUGAUAGUUGAAAGGGUAUACCUUGUGUCUAGAAUGUGAUACUGAAGGGAAUGACUUAUGCUGCUAGAUUGUUGGAACAGGUAACAAUGAUAGUUUUGGUCCACGUGAGCAGGUGGUUUUAUGUAUGUUGAUCAGAUUUUUCAAGAGCUGGAGGAUUAUUGUUUGGUGAUUGUGGCAGACUUGGUUCCGGAGAAGGAUUUGUAUGAGAAGUCUGGGAUGAAUGUGAGGAACUAGGGGAAUAGUUAUCAUUGGAUUGGGUUGGAGUUGAGUCAAUAUGUGUAGAAGGAAUGAUUUGUGGUUGGGGAAACUAUGAUGGUGGAUUAGGAGGAGUAUCAUCAAAGAUAGGAGAUGUAGAAGUUGGUAGAGGAAAGAAAAUAUAUGAGUCUGAAUUGUCUGUGGCAGUUUGGUGAAUGAUUUUGAAGAGAAAGUGAGAUCAUAGAAUAUGACAUCUCUGGAAACAAAAACAUCAUGUGUGGCAAUAUCAUAGAUUUUGUAACAUUUGAUUCCUCCUAAGUAACUCAGAAAGACUCAUUUUCUAGCUCUAAGUUUGAACUUUGUUAUGUGAUUGACUAUAAUAGACACAAAGAAUAAACAGCCAAACACCUUCAAGUCAAUCAAAUCAGGUGGCGUGGUAUGAAGUUUUUCAUGAGGAGUUUGAUUGUUUAGAACUGAAGAAUGAACUUUGUUAAUGAGAUAAACUGUGUGUUUAACGCAGUCAGCCCAGAAUCCAGGUGGCAGAUUAGCCUAGAACUUUAGAGCUCUAGCAACAACAAGGAUAUGCUUAUGCUUUUUCUCUCAACUUUGAUAUUCUAUUGUGGUGUUUAACACAGGACAUCUCAUGAACUAUCCCACUAGAUUCAUAAAAUUUUCCAUUUGAAAUUCUCUCCUUUGGUCACUCCCAAUCCUUUUAAUUUGGGACUGAAACUGGCUUUACAUUUUGUUGCAGAAUGCAAUCAACUUAGGUCUAGCUUCUAACAUAAAGAAAGAUAACAAAUUGAUGAUUCGUUACUCAACUGAAUCUUUGAUGCCAAGCUUUGACCAACUGAAAUUAUCUCAAAGAACAACCAACAACCCCAAUCUGUUGCUUGGGUCUUCUAAAUUAAAACUAAUUGAACUGUUACUUAUCAUCAAACUCACCUUGUGCCAAUAUAUUGCAACAAUAAGAUAUGAAUUGAAAACAUAGCGCUAUGCUCAUUACGUCACAGUUGGAGAAAAGUAUUGAGUAAUUAAGAAAGAAAAAACAAUCAAUUGAAUUAUAAUUU